This is a messenger RNA of Pocillopora meandrina, 319 nucleotides long. Lineage: Eukaryota; Metazoa; Cnidaria; Anthozoa; Scleractinia; Pocilloporidae. The record is from the annotation of a GenBank genome assembly.
GUACUAGAACAGCCAAGAGGGGCUACAGAAGACGUGGAUUACUUCGAAGUACAUGGACAGGUACCAUAAUUCAGUGGUGAUGUAGUGGAAGUCAACUCUAUAGAGGACCAGGCCAACCUUCAACCAGGCCACAAAGUGUACGAGAAAAUUGAGAAUUGGCUAUGUGAAAUCUAAUCUCAAUCACAUAGAAUCUGCCUCUGAUCUUGCUGUGCUAGCUUAUAGGGCCAUCCUGCGGACGAUACGAAAUAAGACGCUUGUACCAAAUAUCAACAUUAAGGUGUUAGCAGAAAAAGGGCUUACUUUGAAACAAAUUCGUUAG